Messenger RNA from Carassius carassius (crucian carp), 1719 nucleotides. RefSeq names its product interferon-induced protein with tetratricopeptide repeats 1-like. Gene Ontology annotation, biological process: defense response to virus. Gene Ontology annotation, cellular component: cytosol. The transcript has 2 exons. Gene Ontology annotation, molecular function: protein binding. NCBI's taxonomy places the organism in Eukaryota, Metazoa, Chordata, Actinopteri, Cypriniformes, Cyprinidae. The record is from RefSeq and is a predicted model, not a curated record. Bases 124 to 1050 code for a protein of 308 amino acids.
GGAAACUGAAACUUAACUCGCAUCUGUCCCAAAAUUAUACCUAACCUUCCCUAUAAAAACCCUCCCCAGUGACUGUUUAAUAAGAAAGAGUUUGGAUGAGGAUCUCAGUGUUUUGCAGAAGGAAUGUCUGAGGACAAGCUUAAACUGUUGUCCUGCCACUUUACUUGGGACUUGCAAAAGGAAGAUGCUGACCUUAACUUUCUCGAAGUGAAAGUUCGUGAAAUACUGGCAGUGAAGUGCGAGUAUGGAGGAAAACUGAAACAAAGAGAAUUCAACUUUUUGGCCUUUAUUAAGCAUUUACAAGGAUUUAACGAUGAGGCGCUUAAGAACCUGCAACUAGCAAAGAAGGAACAUCCGGACGAUGACAGCAAUGUGAUUGUGACGUAUGGAAACCUGGCCUGGGUGCACAGUCUCAUGGGCAAUGUGACUGAAGCUGAGACUUACACGGAGAAAGUGCAUGAAAUCCUUAGAGCUUUCCCUGCUCCGUCUCCAGCAGAGCUUCACAGAGAAGUUCAGAGCGAAAAAGCCUGGUCGCUUCUCAAGUUUUCUAGAAAGACCUACAUCAGGGCAAAGGAGAGUUUCCUUGAAGCUUUACAGAAAGAGCCGGAUGACAAAGAAUGGAACACAGGCUUUGCCUUUUCUCUGUUCCGUCUGGAGGGACUGAAGAUUGGUCCGUACAAGCGUGUACGGUUUGAAGAGUCUCCUGCUGUGCUCCAGUUGAAGAAAGCUCUGAACCUGGACCCGGAGAAUGCAAUGAUCCAUGUGUAUCUGGGGCUUAAGUGCUACAAGAACACAAAGAACGGAAAUAACGCAGAGGCAUGGCAAUACAUGACGCAAGCGCUCGCGAGCAGAACUUUCAAGCAGUACAGGUUGGGCUCAGAGAGAGCUGCGGUUGAGCAUUAUAAACAAGGAAUGAUGCUGGGGCGAGUGUCCACCGAAUGGAUGGCAUGCAGAAACAGACUGAGGAAAGUCCUUCAGCAUGACAGAAGGGACACAUAUGAGAUCCGGAUGCUCUUUCAUUCCUUUAGAACAGAGAACCAAGAUGAUUAAGAGAGAUCAAUUCAAUCUCUGUUCAAGUUCCUGUAGUAAUCUUCAGUCACGUAAUGACCAUAGCAAUAGUUCUGCUGUUUCCUUUUUGAUCCACUGAGUUAUAUAUAAGUGUAUUAUUUUUUACAGUAUAUAUAAUCUGUUUUUCCAAAUGUUUAUUAUAAUAAAUUAAUUGACAGGUAGAUGACGAUAACCAGCCAUUUGUGUAAAGACAUUAACAAUGUAGUCCUUAUGUGUCUUUUCAAGUUAAACCUCAAGUUGUGCACACACGUAAUGCAGUUUUUCAUGAUGACCCCCCCCCCCAUGCCUCUUUAUGAUGCACUGAUGACUGAAUGUAACAAAAUUGAAGGAAAUAUUGAAAAUGAUCAGUGGUUUUAGUUGUUCCAACAUCUAAAAUAUGAUGAAUUAUGUUGAUAAAUUAACAUGACAACUGGUUAGAGUGCAGCAUUUUUAUUUCAGUGGAACUAAGCAUUGUUUUCUGUCAUUUUUAGUUAAAAUAUGCCGCAGACAUGCACCUUUAGAUCAAUACAAGCUGAGCGAAUACAAGCUAAAUUGCUAGUAUUCAAAACGGAUUUAUUUUUUCAAUUAGCUGCAGGAAUUUUGCUUUAUCUGGAGUUCAAGAAACACACACAAACCCUGUGAGAUAUUUUACAGUCUCAAUCAAAUUAAUGA